GAGGCGAAGAUCAGGCUGAGGACCAGGGCUGCCUGGGGCACAGAGGUGAGGUGCUUCAUGCUGGAGAGGGAGGCAUCUGUGGGCACCAGCCCUGCAGAGAUGUGCUGAGUGCCCUGUGCCAUGGGUCCUGUGGGUGCCGCGUCCUGCAGGAGCUUGAAAACCACUCUGUCAGAGUGAUUCCCGGGCAUCGGGACAUCUGAGAACUCUAGCUCCACCUGCUGACCGGAAGACACAGCAACCCCAGCUGGGGCGAGGAGCAGAAUGAGAGUUUUCAGUUCUAAUCCUCCUGCUCUGCUUUGCGAAUCCUGAGUUCAGCCUUCGGAACUUUGCCCAGAGCCUGGGAAGGAGAAGCAGCCGGGAGUGGCUAGUCGCCGCCUGCGGAACCCCGGCCGGGCUGGUCCCACCCGCCCGUCGCCCGCCGCCGCGCCCCGGGGGCUCCCUGCCAGGGGUCGGAGGAAGGAAGCCGCCGGAGAGCCGAGCCCCAGCGCCCGCUCCAGACCCCCAGCCCGGGACCUGCUCGGAUGCAGCUGGGACCAAGGCUGGGUCAAGAUGGCGUCUGUGUUUCGAAGUGAGGAGAUGUGUCUGUCACAGCUGUUCCUCCAGGUGGAGGCUGCCUAUUGCUGUGUGGCUGAGCUUGGAGAGCUUGGAUUGGUUCAGUUCAAAGAUUUAAAUGUGGCUGUGAACAGCUUCCAAAGGAAAUUUGUGAAUGAAGUCAGAAGGUGUGAGUCGCUGGAGAGAAUCCUCCGUUUUCUGGAAGAUGAGAUGCAAAAUGAGGUUGAGGUUCAAUUGCCUGAGAAGUCCCCACCGACCCCUCUGCCACGGGAAAUGAUUACCCUGGAGGAGGAAGGACUUACAGCUUCACUGAGCCGAGCCUUAUCUCUGCUGGGUGUUUUUUUUUCUUUCAAGACUGCUCUAGAAAAACUGGAAGGAGAGUUACAGGAAGCCAACCAGAACCACCAGGCUUUGAAGAAAAGCUUCCUAGAACUGACGGAACUCAAGCAUCUACUGAAGAAAACCCAGGACUUCUUCGAGACGGAAACCAAUUUAGCUGAUGAUUUCUUUAUUGAAGACACUUCGGGUCUCCUGGAGUUAAGAGCUACACCUGCAUACAUGACCGGAAAGCUGGGGUUCACGGCCGGCGUGAUAAACAGGGAGAGGAUGGCUUCCUUUGAGAGGUUGCUGUGGCGCGUUUGCCGAGGAAACAUCUACUUGAAGUUCAACGAGAUGGACAUGGUUCUCGAGGAUCCCGUCACAAAAGAAGAAAUUAAAAAGAAUAUAUUCAUCAUAUUUUACCAAGGAGAGCAACUGAGGCAGAAAAUCAAGAAGAUCUGUGAUGGGUUUCGAGCCACGGUAUACCCCUGCCCAGAGCCUGCGGUGGAGCGCAGAGAGAUGCUGGCUGGCGUCAACAUGAGGCUGGAAGAUUUAAUCACCGUCAUAACACAAACAGAGUCUCACCGUCAGCGCCUCCUGCAAGAAGCAGCUGCCAACUGGCACUCCUGGGUCGUCAAAGUGCAGAAGAUGAAGGCCGUUUACCAUAUCCUGAACAUGUGCAACAUCGACGUCACCCAGCAGUGCGUCAUCGCUGAGAUCUGGUUCCCGGUGGCGGACACCGGGCGCAUCAAGAGGGCCUUAGAGCAAGGCAUGGAACUAAGUGGCUCCUCCAUGGCCCCCAUCAUGACAGCAGUGCAAUCUAAGACAGAUCCUCCCACAUUUAACAGGACCAAUAAAUUCACAGCUGGCUUCCAGAACAUUGUAGACGCUUAUGGCGUAGGCAGUUACCGGGAAAUAAACCCAGCUCCCUAUACCAUCAUCACUUUCCCCUUCCUGUUCGCUGUGAUGUUUGGAGACUGUGGUCACGGAAUUGUGAUGCUACUGGCAGCCCUCUGGAUGGUCCUUAAUGAAAGGUACUUGCUCUCCCAGAAGACAAACAAUGAGAUUUGGAACACCUUCUUCAACGGGCGCUAUCUGAUCCUCCUUAUGGGUGUUUUCUCCAUCUACACGGGCCUGAUUUACAACGACUGCUUCUCCAAGUCUUUCAACAUCUUUGGUUCUUCUUGGAGUGUCCGACCCAUGUUCAGAAAUGGCACCUGGAAUAGACAAGUAAUGGAAACAAACCCAGUUUUACAGCUGGACCCGGCCAUUCCAGGAGUGUACUCUGGAAAUCCAUAUCCAUUUGGGAUUGAUCCGAUUUGGAACGUGGCUUCAAACAAACUAACGUUCCUGAACUCCUAUAAAAUGAAGAUGUCGGUCAUCCUGGGAAUCGUCCAGAUGGUUUUUGGCGUUAUUCUCAGCCUCUUCAAUCACAUAUACUUCAGAAAAACUCUCAACAUCAUUCUGCAAUUUAUCCCAGAGAUGAUUUUUAUCCUGUGUCUGUUUGGAUACUUGGUUUUCAUGAUCAUUUUCAAAUGGUGCCACUUUGACGUCCACAUGUCCCAGCACGCCCCAAGCAUCCUCAUCCACUUCAUCAACAUGUUUCUGUUCAACUACAAUGACCCUUCUAAUGCACCCCUCUACAAACAUCAGCAAGAAGUCCAAAGUUUCUUUGUUAUUAUGGCUUUGAUUUCUGUGCCCUGGAUGCUUCUUAUUAAGCCAUUUAUUCUUCGAGCCAAUCAUCGGAAAUCCCAGUUGCAGGCAUCCAUGGUCCAAGAAGAUGCCAACAAGGACAUGGAAGGUGGCAACUCCAACCCUUCCAUGAGCCCCGGUCAGGGGGCUUCUGCAGGGGCCCACGGGGCUAAGGACGACCAUGAAGAAGAGUUCAAUUUCGGAGACGUCUUUGUGCAUCAAGCCAUCCACACGAUCGAGUACUGCCUGGGCUGCAUUUCAAACACAGCCUCUUACCUCCGGCUCUGGGCCCUCAGCCUGGCUCAUGCACAACUGUCUGAAGUGCUCUGGACCAUGGUAAUGGACAUUGGCCUUCGCAUUCGAGGCUGGGGAGGACUCAUUGGGGUCUUUAUCAUUUUUGCCGUGUUUGCUGUCCUGACAGUGGCCAUCCUCCUGAUUAUGGAGGGCCUCUCUGCUUUCCUGCACGCCCUGCGACUGCACUGGGUGGAGUUCCAGAAUAAGUUCUACGUCGGGGCUGGUUACAAGUUCUGUCCAUUCUCCUUUAAACGCAUCCUGGAUGGGACGGCCGAGGAGUAGCUGCAGGCCCAGCAGUGCCGCUGCCUCCUGCGUUGGUCUCUGUGUCAGUGGAAGAAGUUCAGUCUUGUCUUUAACGUCAGCCUGUGCAAGGCCGUCAAUAGAACGAUUGUUCUCGGCUAAGUGGAGGCGGGAAGCUAUGUAGUAUUUAGUUAAAAGCCUUGGGAUUUGAUAUGACUUAACCAUGUCAUAGAGGGACCACAAUGGCAAGUCAUUUCAACCUCACAUGGGGUCUUAAUUAUCAAAUACUAAAGUGAUUGAGAAAUGGAGGGGGGCAGGAUGCUAAACUGAUGUUUUCUUGCAAUAUUUUAAGUAUUAUAUUGAAGAAAAUAAACUUCUGGGCCAUUCA
Equus caballus (horse) is the source of this 3484-nucleotide messenger RNA. The record is from RefSeq and is a predicted model, not a curated record. Lineage: Eukaryota; Metazoa; Chordata; Mammalia; Perissodactyla; Equidae.